Molecule: messenger RNA, 1491 nt
Organism: Trichogramma pretiosum
Lineage: Eukaryota; Metazoa; Arthropoda; Insecta; Hymenoptera; Trichogrammatidae
Product: WD repeat-containing protein 61
Exons: 7
Coding region: 455-1426 (323 amino acids)
Cellular component (GO): Cdc73/Paf1 complex
Molecular function (GO): protein binding
Source: RefSeq, a predicted model, not a curated record
AGAGUGACUUAUACUGUGACAGUCACUUACAAUCUUGGCCUAUCUUUUUUACACAGUCCAACCCUGACUGCAACGAAUAGUUUCUAUAUUAUUACAGUAGGUGGCGAUUGUUUGCAUUUUAAACUUUAUUGUUUCCAAAUUGUCAAUGCUCUACGGAUGCGGGAUGUCCCUUAGUGCGUUAUCUAGGUUAUGCGGCUUAAUGUAAAAAAUUCCAAAUACGUUCUCCAUUUACAUAUGUGAAAAGCUUAUUUUGUGUUAAAUUUGUUGAAAUUACUCAAGAAUUUAUUUGUGAAGGUUUAAUACAAUUAAUAUAUAAUCGUGCUGAAUUUGCAGCAAGUCAUUUAGCAGUUUACUGGCUAAGUAAUCUUUUUUGGGGCUGUUUACAAACAUCAUUUCAAAGUGUUCAACAAAAAAGUAUUUAUUAAAGUUUAGGAUAUUAUAUUGAACCGGCACGAUGUAUUCCAUGGUACAUAAAACUGAAAAUGCUCAUGAAGAUAGCAUUUGGACGUGUGCAUGGGGUUGUCCUAAAAAGAAGAAGAGUACACUCAAUGAAAAUGAAGAUUCUCGUGAUUCUAUGCAGUCAAACAAUGAUGAUUCUCAGUAUGUUAUUACUGGAUCUGUCGAUGAUACAGUCAAAGUGUGGGAUUACAAAGAUGGAGGAUUGCAUCUUAAACACAAACUAACUGGACAUUCGUUAGGAGUAGUAUCUGUAGCUACAAACUCUGAUGGCACAAAGUGUGCAUCAAGUUCGCUAGAUUCAAGUUUACGAGUAUGGGAUUUAGAAUCUGGAGAAAAAAUGUACAGUAUAGAAGUAGGUCCAGUAGAUAUAUGGACUGUGUGUUUUUCACCUGACGACAAGUACAUUAUAUCUGGAAGCCAUGCUGGAAAAAUCAAUAUGUUUAAUGCAGAUACAGGAAAACAAGAACAGGUAUUAGAUACAAGAGGCGGUAAAUUUACUCUCAGUGUUGCGUAUAGUCCAGAUGGAAAAUAUAUAGCAAGUGGAGCUAUUGAUGGCAUUAUAAACAUUUUUGAUGUUGCAUAUGGAAAAGUACUGCAAACAUUAGAAGGACAUGCUAUGCCAAUUCGAUCUUUAUGCUUUUCUCCUGACUCACAGCUGUUACUUACUGCUAGUGAUGAUAGUCACAUGAAAUUAUAUGAUAUAAAAGAUGCCAAUGUAGCAGGAACUAUGUCUGGACAUUCUUCAUGGGUUCUAGGAGUAACAUUUGCACCAAAUGGAUCGAAAUUUGCUUCAAGCAGUUCAGAUCAUACUGUCAAAGUAUGGGAGUUAUCGCAAAGACAAUGUUUACACACAUUUCAUGAUCAUACUGAUCAAGUAUGGGGAGUAAAAUACCAUCCAACAAAGAAUAAUUUCCUUAUGUCUGUUGCUGAAGAUAAAGCAAUCAACAUGUAUGAAUAUCCAGAAUAAAUUGAUUAUUGUAAAUAUGUAAAUUAAUACUAUAAUAAAAUUAAUAUGAUAUUUUUUUCAAACAU